Molecule: messenger RNA, 381 nt
Organism: Microthlaspi erraticum
Lineage: Eukaryota; Viridiplantae; Streptophyta; Magnoliopsida; Brassicales; Brassicaceae
Source: the annotation of a GenBank genome assembly
AUGGAUGUACCAGAGGGUAAUGGAAACCCUUUGGGCAAUGGACUCGGUCGAGCUAGGCAACCUCGACCGAUUGGUCUAGGAGAUGCUCCAAACCGCCAUCAACAAAGACAAGGGAUUGUCCCACCACCUGUCCAGAACCACAACUUCGAGAUCAAGCUGGGUAUGAUCAACCUUAUCAAUGGUGUCUCUGAGGAUGCCAUCAAGCUGAGACUCUUCCCUAUGUCUCUUGCUGACAAGGCUCACCAAUGGGAGAAGAGCCUGCCCCAUGGCACAAUCACCACUUGGGAUGAAUGCAAGAAGGCCUUUCUUGCUAAGUUUUUCUCCACCGGUCGCACAGCCAAGCUAAGGAGUGAGAUAUCAGCUUCAUCAGAGGAACAAUGA